Molecule: messenger RNA, 1444 nt
Organism: Paramacrobiotus metropolitanus
Lineage: Eukaryota; Metazoa; Tardigrada; Eutardigrada; Parachela; Macrobiotidae
Exons: 4
Coding region: 299-1444 (381 amino acids)
Biological process (GO): cell fate commitment; regulation of transcription by RNA polymerase II
Cellular component (GO): nucleus; cytoplasm
Molecular function (GO): DNA-binding transcription factor activity; histone deacetylase binding; RNA polymerase II cis-regulatory region sequence-specific DNA binding
Source: RefSeq, a predicted model, not a curated record
GCGGCUGCUACUGGCUCCAAAUUGUAUCUGCGCGCAACCCAACUCGUGUGGCGCUUGGUUGGGAAAUAUUACAGCCAGUCUGUGAGUCUGACUUCCUUUGCCCGAGUGCUCGUUGGAAAGCAAAACAAUCUCUGGUGCAUUUUCUGUUGUCAGCAGAAGUUUUUGCUGCCUGUUUGUUGAUUGCAGCCGUUGAAACGCACAUGUCGAAAAGGAAAUCGCAGCAAAACUCGAUAUUCCUCCUGCCCUUAAGUCGUAACCGUACGAUCUGUCAGCAGCGAUCUUAGACUGGAUCUGAAUCAUGAGCAUACCUGGCACCCCCGAAUCCUCGCCGUUGGAUAUUGCGGACCAUGUGAACAGGAACUGGGAAGCCUGCGACCAAGACGCCCUAAUCAGCCUAUUAACACCAUGCUUCCAUCCAUCCAGCGGUGACAGCGAUCCCGUGAACGACGCAGACGGCGCCUUCCACGUGGCGCACCAGCAGCAGUACCCCUGGCUGGCGUACUCCCCCUCCGCCCGGGGGGCCUACUGUCGCUUCUGCUCCCUGGGCUUCGCCGUCGGCUGGCAGGGCCACCGCCUACCCUGGCAUGCGCAGUUGGUCGGCACACCGCUGGACGCUGCCAAGAAAUCCACGGCGUACUAUGCCAAUCACGAGAAAACAACCUACCACAACCACGCGCGGGCCCAGGCGGAGCAGUUCUGGGUGACGGUGUCGCCACUGCCCCUGAUGAUCAGCGUGCCCGCUGCGGAGCCGAAGAAUUGGAAGGCGGCGGAACGGGAGUAUAAGCGACUUACCGGGCAGGGCGGCGUGGGCGGGGAGGGGCCGUUAAGUGCGGAGGAUGAGCGGCCAGUUCGCCAGACCGUUCGGGGAAUCUAUUGCGACCAAUGCGAGCAGGUUUACGUGGAGCCAUGUCCUUUGCAUUUGCAGACUAUGCCCGAUACAACUGCUCCGCCGUACGCUGUGGCCAGCUUGCCGGAAAAGCUGUAUUUGAUACGGGCGGAAGAAAAUGCAGUGUUUGCCAAAGAGACCAUUCCUUCCCUGACCGUCUUCGGGCCUUUAGUUGGAUCGAUUUCCGAAACGAGACCGGAUGAAUUUGAUUUUGUCUGUCGGAAUGUUCAGGAUAAAGGCCUUCGAUAUUUCCAGUUGGAUUCAGAUGAGACUGCCAACUGGAUGAAAUUCGUCAGAUUUGCCGACAGCCCAGCAGAGCAAAAUGUUGCUGUUUAUGAGGUCGAAGAAACCGACGAAUCAACGGCAUGUCGACUGUUGGAAACGCGCGUCAUGUUCGUUACAACGGAAGAUAUUUCGGCGGACGAGGAAUUGAAACUUGGAUAUUCAUCAAAUUAUGCCGACAUGAUUCGUAAUGCGAGCUGGAAAUGUCGAGCGCAUUUGGAAAAUGGUAGGUCGUUGUGGAUAAUAAAGCCGGGAGUAAUGCACGGCCGCGCAUAG